Gossypium arboreum is the source of this 859-nucleotide messenger RNA. RefSeq lists its product as uncharacterized. The transcript has a single exon. The coding region runs from base 193 to 714 and encodes 173 amino acids. NCBI's taxonomy places the organism in Eukaryota, Viridiplantae, Streptophyta, Magnoliopsida, Malvales, Malvaceae. The record is from RefSeq and is a predicted model, not a curated record.
UAAGAAAUUAAAAACGUCCCUUUUGGUUCUGUAUUUUGGUUAUAAAUAUUAGAAUUUACCCUUUUUUUAAAACAUUUUAUUUCUGUUCCACUGUUGCAAGAAAGACAGCACCAAACCGUAACUGAAACUGGUCACAGCAAACAUAUAAAUCCAACACAAUUCCACCAUUUUUUUUUUAAUAAUUUGAUUAAUAUGUCUAGCCCUAUAAUCCGAAUGAACCAAACCACCGAACCAUGGAGGAAAUCACGGCAGCCAAGCCGUUCCCUUUCUUCCUCUAACAUCGUCGACUGCGGCGGCUGUGUCAGCAACAACAAUAGCAGAAGGAGCCGGUCAAUGGACAGUGCCAGUUUCGGGGAGAUUUGUGGGGGUGCCACAGCUGAGUGUGCGGCUAUUUGUUGCUGUGUCCCUUUCGGGAUAGCCAACUUUCUAGUUUUGACAAUGUACAAGAUCCCUGCAGGGUUAUGCCGCCGUGCUAUUCGUCAGAGGCAGCGGCGUAAGUUGGUGAAAAAAGGGUUGAUUCAGCCGUGGGACCACCGUGGAUGUGAGGGUCUCCAUAUUCACCCAGUGGAGGAAAUUUUCCCAGUUGUGAAUGGUUCUGAAGAAACUGAAAAGGCUGUGAAUGAACUGGAAAAAGAAAUGUGGCAAAGGUUUUAUGGCACCGGGUUUUGGAGAAGUCCUUCUCAGAGGGAAGGUGAUUCACCUAGAAUUAAAUAACUGUUAAAAAAAGAAGAAAUAUUUGGACUAAAUAUUGUUUUAAAUUGGGAUUUUAUUAAGUAUGGGGCAUCAAUUAAGAAAUUGAUUUUGAUGUCAUAAAAACAUGGUUCUAUUUUAACCUGUAAUGAAUGAUGAUGGUUAAGAA